Branchiostoma belcheri (Belcher's lancelet) is the source of this 9078-nucleotide messenger RNA. RefSeq lists its product as uncharacterized. The transcript is spliced from 23 exons. The record is from RefSeq and is a predicted model, not a curated record. Gene Ontology annotation, cellular component: nucleus. Lineage: Eukaryota; Metazoa; Chordata; Leptocardii; Amphioxiformes; Branchiostomatidae. The coding region runs from base 10 to 8970 and encodes 2986 amino acids. Gene Ontology annotation, biological process: regulation of transcription by RNA polymerase II; central nervous system development. Gene Ontology annotation, molecular function: RNA polymerase II cis-regulatory region sequence-specific DNA binding; DNA-binding transcription factor activity, RNA polymerase II-specific.
AAGAAACACAUGCGGACUCACACAGGGGAGAAACCCUACAGCUGUGAGGAGUGCAGCAGACAGUUCAGUCAGCUGGGUAGUCUGAAGAAACACAUGCGGACUCACACAGGGGAGAAACCUUACAGGUGUGAGGAACACAUGCGGACUCACACAGGUGAGAAACCCUACAAGUGUGAGGAGUGCAGCAGGCAGUUCAGUGAACUGGCUGAUCUGAAGAAACACAUGCGGACUCACACAGGUGAGAAACCCUACAGGUGUGAGAAGUGCAGUAGACAGUUCAGUGAGCUGGGUAGUCUGAAGAAACACAUGCGGACUCACACAGGGGAGAAACCCUACAGGUGUGAGGAGUGUGGCAGGCAGUUCAGUCAACUGGGUAGUCUCAAGACACACAUGCGGACUCACACUGGGGAGAAACCCUACAAGUGUGAGGAGUGCAGCAGACAGUUCAGUGAGCUGGGUAGUCUGCAGAAACACAUGCGGAGUCACACUGGUGAGAAACCCUACAAAUGUGAGGAGUGCAGCAGGCAGUUCAGUCAACUUGGUAAUCUCAAGGCACACAUGCGAACUCACAUAGGUGAGAAACCCUACAAAUGUGAGGAGUGCAGCAAGCAGUUCAGUCAGCUAAGUCAUCUGAAGAGACACAUAAGGACUCACACAGGUGAGAAACCCUACAAGUGUGAGGAGUGCAGCAAGCAGUUCAGUCAUCUGGGUAACCUGAAGAAACACAUGCGGACUCACACAGGGGAGAAACCCUACAUACACAUGAGGACUCACACAGGGGAGAAACCUUACAAGUGUGAAGAAUGCAGCAGGCAGUUCAGUGAGCUGGGUAGUCUAAAGACCCACAUGCGGACUCACACAGGGGAGAAACCGCACAGAUGUGAGGAGUGCAGCAAGCAGUUCAGAAAGCUGUGUAAUCUCAAGACCCACAUGCUGACUCACACAGGGGAGAAACCCUACAAGUGUGAAGACUGCAGCAGGCAGUUCAGUCUACUGGGUAAUCUGAAGACUCACAUGCGGACUCACACAGGGGAGAAACCCUACAGCUGUGAGGAGUGCAGCAAGCAGUUCAGUGCCUUGGGUAGUCUUAAGAAACACAUGCGGACUCACACAGGAGAGAAACCCUACAGGUGUGAGGAGUGCAGCAGGCAGUUCAGUCGGCUGGGUCAUCUGAAGUCUCAUAUGCUGACUCACACAGGAGAGAAACCCUACAGGUGUGAGGAGUGCAGCAGGCAGUUCACUCAACUGGGUAAUCUGAAGAAACACAUGCAGACUCAUACAGGAGAGAGGCCCUACAAGUGUAAAGAGUGUGACAGGCAGUUCAGUCAGCUGAGUCAUCUGAAGACGCACAUGCGGGCUCACACAGGUGAGAAACCCUACGGGUGUGAGGAGUGCAGCAGACAGUUUAGUAGGCUGGGUAGCCUGAAGAAACAUAUGCGGACACACACAGGUGAAAAACCCUACGGGUGUGAGGAGUGCAGCAGCCAGUUUAGUAGGCUGGGUAGCCUGAAGAAACAUAUGCAGACUCACACAGGUGAGAAACCCUAUAGGUGUGAGGAGUGCAGCAAGCAGUUCAGUGAGCUGAGUAAUCUGAAGAAACACAUGCGGACUCACACAGGUGAGAAACCCUACAGGUGUGAGGAAUGCAGCAGGCAGUUUAGUAGGCUGGGUAGCCUGAAGAAACAUAUGCAGACUCACACAGGUGAGAAACCCUACAGGUGUGAGGAAUGCAGCAGGCAGUUUAGCAGGCUGGGUAGCCUGAAGAAACAUAUGCAGACUCACACAGGUGAGAAACCCUACAGGUGUGAGGAGUGCAGCAAGCAGUUCAGUGAGCUGAGUAAUCUUAAGAAACACAUGCGGACUCACACAGGUGAGAAACCCUACAGGUGUGAGGAGUGUAGCAGGCAGUUCAAUCACUGGAGUGCUCUAAAGUGUCACAUGCGGACUCACACAGGGGAGAAGCCAUACAGGUGUGAGGAAUGCAGCAGACAGUUUGGUCGGCUGGAUAGUCUGAAGGCUCACAUGCGGACUCACACAGGGGAGAAACCCUACAGGUGUGAGGAGUGCGGCAAGCAGUUCACUCAGCUGGGUAACCUCAAGGCACACAUUCGAACUCACACAGGGGAGAAACCCUACAAGUGUGAGGAGUGCAGCAGGCAGUUCAGUGAUCUGCGUAAUCUGAAGAAACACAUGCGGACUCACACAGGGGAGAAACCCUACAGGUGUGAGGAGUGCAGCAGGCAGUUCAAAGAGCUGGGUCAUCUUAAAAAACAUGUGCGGACACACACAGGGGAGAAACCUUACAGGUGUGAGGAGUGUAGCAAGCAGUUCAGUGAGCUUGGUAAUCUGAAGCAACACAUGCGAACUCACACAGGGGAGAAACCCUACAGGUGUGAGGAGUGCAGCAGGCAGUUCAGUCACUUGAGUCAUCUUAAGGUACACAUGCGGACUCACACAGGGGAGGAACCCUACAGGUGUGAGGAGUGCAGCAGGCAGUUCACUCAGCUGGGUAGUCUGAAGAAACACAUGCAGACUCAUACAGGUGAGAAACCCUACAGGUGUGAGGAGUGCAGCAGGCAGUUCAGUCAGCUGGGUAGUCUGAAGAUUCACAUGCGGACUCACACAGGUGAGAAACCCUACAGGUGUGAGGAGUGCAGCAGGCAGUUCAGUCGGCUGGGCUAUCUAAAGGUCCAUAUGCGUACGCACACUGGUGAGAAACCCUACAGGUGUGACGAGUCGGAGAAACCCUACAGGUGUGAGGAAUGCAGCAAGCAGUUUGGUCGUCUGGAUAGUCUGAAGGCUCACAUGCGGACUCACACAGGGGAGAAACCCUACAGAUGUGAGGAGUGUGGCAGACAGUUCAGUCAGCUGGGUAGCCUGAAGAGACACAUGCGGACUCACACAGGGGAGAAACCCUACAAGUGUGCAAAAUGCAGCAAGCAGUUCAGUCAGCUUGGUAAUUUCAAGGCACACGUGCGGACUCACACAGGGGAGAAACCCUACAGGUGUGAGGAGUGCAGCAGGCAGUUCAGUUAUCGGGGUCAUCUUAAGAGACACAUGCAGACUCACACAGAGGAGAAACCCUACAUGUGUGAGGAGUGCAGCAGGCAGUUCAGUGAUCUGUGUAAUUUAAAGAUUCACAUGCGGACUCACACAGGAGAGAGGCCCUACAAGUGUGAGGAGUGUGGCAGGCAGUUCAGUCGGCUGGGUGAUCUGAAGAAACACAUGCGGACUCAUACAGGGGAGAAACCCUACAGGUGUGAGGAGUGCAGCAGGCAGUUCAGUCAUCUCUGUAGUCUCAAGUUACACAUGCGGACUCACACAGGGGAGAAACCUUACAGGUGUGAGGAAUGCAGCAAGCAGUUCAGUCUGCUGGGUAGUCUUAAAACUCACAUGCGGACUCACACAGGUGAGAAACCCUACAAAUGUGAGGAGUGCAGCAGGCAGUUCAGUCAGCUGUGUAAUCUCAAGACACACAUGCAGACUCACACAGGUGAGAAACCCUACAAGUGUGAGGAGUGCAGCAGGCAGUUCAGUCAUCUGGGUAAUCUCAAGACACACAUGCGGACUCACACAGGGGAGAAACCCUACAGGUGUGAGGAGUGCAGCAGGCAGUUCAGAAAGCUGUGUAAUCUCAAGACCCACAUGCUGACUCACACAGGUGAGAAGCCGUACAGGUGUGAGGAGUGCAGCAGGCAGUUCAGUCAGCUGGGUAAUCUCAAGGCACACAUGCGGACUCACACAGGUGAGAAGCCCUACAGGUGUGAGGAGUGCAGCUGGCAGUUCUGUCAGCUGGCUCAUCUGAAGUCUCACAUGCGAACUCAUACAGGGGAGAAACCCUACAAGUGUGAGGAAUGCAGUAGACAGUUCAGUCAGCUGCGUGAUCUAAAGACACACAUGCGGACUCAUACUGGGGAGAAACCCUACAGGUGUGAUGAGUGUGGCAGGCAGUUCAGUCAGCUGGGUAGUCUUAAAACUCACAUACAGACUCACACAGGUGAGAAACCCUACAGGUGUGAGGAGUGUAGCAGGCAGUUCAGUGAUCUGGGUAAUCUGAAGAGACACAUGCGGACUCACACAGGUGAGAAACCUUACAAGUGUGAGGAAUGCAGCAAGCAGUUUAGUGAGCUGAGUAAACUGAAGACCCACAUGCGGACUCACACGGGGGAGAAACCCUACAGGUGUGCAAAAUGCAGCAAGCAGUUCAGUCAGCUUGGUAAUUUCAAGACCCACAUGCGGACUCACACAGGUGAGAAACCCUACAAGUGUGAGGAGUGCAGAAGGCAGUUCAGUGAUCUGAGUAAUCUGAAGAGACACAUGCGGACUCACACAGAGGAGAAACCCUACAAGUGUGAGGAGUGCAGCAAGCAGUUCAGUCAGCUGGGUCAUCUGAAGACACACAUGCGGACUCACACAGGAGAGAAACCCUACAGUUGUGAGGAGUGUGGCAGGCAGUUCAGUCAGCUGGGUAGUCUGAAAACACACAUGCGGAGCCGGACUCACACAGGUGAGAAAACCUACAAGUGUGAGGAGUGCAGCAAGCAGUUCAGUGAACUGGGUGGUCUGAAAGACCACAUGCGGACUCACACUGGGGAGAAACCCUACAGGUGUGAGGAGUGCAGCAGGCAGUUCCGUCGGCUGGAUGAUCUGAAGACCCACAUGCGGACUCACACAGGGGAGAAACCCUACAGGUGUGAGGAGUGCAGCAGGCAGUUCAGUCGGCUGGGCUCUCUGAAGGACCAUAUGCGAACGCACACUGGUGAGAAACCUUACAGGUGUGAGGAGUGCAGCAGGCAGUUCAGUCAACUGGGUCAUAUGAAGAGACACAUGCGGACUCAUACAGGUGAGAAACCCUACAAGUGUGAGGAGUGCAGCAGGCAGUUCAGUGAACUGGGUGAUCUGAAGACACACAUGCGGACUCAUACUGGGGAGAAACCCUACAGAUGUGAGGAGUGCAGCAAGCAGUUCAGUUAUCUGUGUCAUCUCAAGACUCACAUCCGGACUCACACCGGUGAGAAACCCUACAGGUGUGAGGAAUGCAGCAAGCAGUUCAGUCUGCUGGGUAGUCUUAAAACUCACAUGCGGACUCACACAGGUGAGAAACCCUACAGGUGUGAGGAGUGCAGCAGGCAGUUCAGUGAUCUGCGUAAUCUGAAGAACCACAUGCGAACUCACACAGGGGAGAAACCCUACAGGUGUGAGGAGUGCAGCAGGCAGUUCAGUCAGCUGGGUGAUCUGAAGAAACACAUGCGGACUCACACAGGGGAGAAACCCUACAGGUGUGAGGAGUGUGGCAGGCAGUUCAGUCAGCUGGGUCAUGUGAAGUCUCACAUGAAGACUCACACAGGUGAGAAUCCCUACAAAUGUGAGGAGUGCAGCAAGCAGUUCAAUCAUCUGUGUAAUCUCAAGACACAUAUGCGGACUCAUACAGAGGAGAAACCGUACAGGUGUGAAGACUGCAGCAAGCAGUUCAGUCAUCUCUGUAGUCUCAAGAUACAUAUGCGGACUCACACUGGGGAGAAACCCUACAAGUGUGAGGAGUGCAGCAAGCAGUUCAGUCAGUUGGGUAGUCUUAAGAAACACAUGCGGACUCACACAGGUGAGAAAUCCUACAGGUGUGAGGAGUGUGGCAGGCAGUUCAGGCAGCUGGGUCAUAUAAAGGACCACAUGCGGACUCAUACAGGAGAGACGCCCUACAGGUGUGAGCAGUGCAGCAAGCAGUUCAGUCGGCUGGGUAGUCUGAAGGAACACAUGAGGACUCACACAGGUGAGAAAUCCUACAGGUGUGAGGAGUGUGGCAGGCAGUUCAGGCAGCUGGGUCAUAUGAAGGACCAUAUGCGGACUCAUACAGGAGAGAAACCCUACAGAUGUGAGGAGUGCAGCAAGCAGUUCAGUCAUCUUGGUCAUCUAAAGUCUCACAUGCGGACUCACACAGGUGAGAAACCCUACAGUUGUGAGGAGUGUGGCAGGCAGUUCAGUCAGCUGGGUAGUCUGAAAGACCACAUGCGGACUCACACUGGGGAGAAACCCUACAGCUGUGAGGAAUGCAACAGGCAGUUCAGUUAUCUGUGUAAUCUGAAGAACCACAUGCGAACUCACACAGGGGAGAAGCCCUACAGGUGUACGGAGUGCAGCAAGCAGUUCCGUCAAUGGAGUACUUUAAACUCUCACAUGCGGGCUCACACAGGUGAAAAACCCUACAGGUGUGAGGAGUGCAGCAAGAAGUUCAGUCUGCUGUUUCAUCUGAAGAGGCACAUGUUGACUCACACAGGAGAGAAACCUUACAAGUGUGAAGAGUGCAGCAGGCAGUUCAGUGUGCCGCAUAGUCUGAAGACACACAUACGGACUCACACAGGUGAGAAACCGUACAAGUGUGAGGAGUGCAGCAGGCAGUUCAGUGAGCUGAGUAAUCUGAAGAAACACAUGAGGACUCACACAGGGGAGAAACCCUACAGAUGUGAGGAGUGCAGCAAGCAGUUCAGUUGGCUGGAUAGUCUAAAGAAACAUAUGCGGACUCACACAGGGGAGAAACCUUACAAGUGUGAGGAGUGCAGCAUGCAGUUCAGUCGGCAGGAUAGUCUGAAGACACACAUGCGGACUCACACAGGGGAGAAACUCUACAGGUGUGAGGAGUGCAGCAGGCAGUUCAGUGAGCUGGGUAAUUUGAAGGCACACAUGCGGACUCACACAAGGGAGAAACCCUACAAUUGUGACGUCUGUAGCAGGCAGUUCAGUCAGCUGUGUAAUUUAAAGGCACACAUGCGGACUCACACAGGUGAGAAACCCUACAGGUGUGAGGAGUGCAGCAGGCAGUUCUGUCGGCUGGAUGAUCUGAAGACCCACAUGCGGACUCACACAGGGGAGAAACCCUACAAGUGUGAGGAGUGCAGCAGGCGGUUCAGUAAGCUGGGUAAUCUCAAGGCACACAUGCGGACUCACACAGGGGAGAAACCGUACAGGUGUGAGGAGUGCAGCAAGCAGUUCAGUAACCUGGGUAAUCUCAAGACACACAUGCGGACUCACACAGGGGAGAAACCCUACAAGUGUGAGGAGUGCAGCAGGCAGUUCAGAGAGCUUGGUCAUCUGAAGAAACACAUGUGGACUCACACAGAGGAGAAACCCUACAGGUGUGAGGAGUGCAGCAGGCAGUUCAGUCAGCUGUGUAACCUCAAGAAACACAUGCGGACUCACACUGGUGAGAAGCCUUACAAGUGUGAAGAAUGCAGCAGGCAGUUCAGUGAGCUGGGUAGUCUUAAGAAACACAUGCAGACUCACACAGGUGAGAAACCCUACAGGUGUGAGGAAUGCAGCAGGCAGUUCAGUCAGCUGUGUAAUCUCAAGGCACACAUGCGGACUCACACAGGUGAGAAACCUUACAAGUGUGAAGAAUGCAGCAGGCAGUUCAGUGAAUCGAGUAGUCUAAACUCUCACAUGCAGACUCACACAGGAGAGAAACCCUACAAGUGUGAGGAAUGCAGCAGGCAGUUCAGUCAGCUGGGUACCCUGAAGAGACACAUGCGGACUCACACAGGGGAGAAACCCUACAGUUGUGAGAAAUGUGAGGAGUGCAGCAAGCAGUUCAUUCGGCUGGGUCAUCUGGAGAAUCACAUGCGGACUCACACUGGGGAGAAACCUUACAAGUGUGAGGAGUGCAGCAGACAGUUCAGUGAGCUGGCCAAUGUGAAGAGACACAUGCGGACUCACACAGGUGAGAAACCCUACAAGUGUGAGGAGUGCAGCAGGCAGUUUAGAGAGAUCGGUCAUCUCAGGACUCACAUGCGGACUCACACAGGUGAGAAACCCUACAGGUGUGAGGAGUGCAGCAGGCAGUUCAGUGUCUUGUGUAGUCUUAAGAAACACAUGCGGACUCACACAGGUGAGAAACCCUACAAGUGUGAGGAGUGCAGCAGGCAGUUUAGAGAGAUCUGUCAUCUCAGGACUCACAUGCGGACUCACACAGGUGAGAAACCCUACAGGUGUGAGGAGUGCAGCAGGCAGUUCAGUGUCUUGUGUAGUCUUAAGAAACACAUGCGGACUCACACAGGAGAGAAACCCUACAAGUGUGAGGAGUGCGGAAGGCAGUUCAGUCAGUUGUUUAAUCUCAAGGCACACAUGCGAACUCACACUGGGGAGAAAUCCUACAAGUGUGAGGAGUGCAGCAGGCAGUUCAGUCAGCUGGGUGAUCUGAAGAAACACAUGCGGACUCACACAGGGGAGAAACCCUACAGGUGUGAGGAGUGCAGUAGGCAGUUCAGUCAGCUGGGUAGUCUGAAGAUUCACAUGCGGACUCACACAGGUGAGAAACCCUACAGGUGUGAGGAGUGCAGCAGGCAGUUCAGUUACUUGGGUCAUCUUAAGAAACACAUGCGGACUCACACAGGGGAGAAACCCUACAGGUGUGAGGAGUGCAGAAGGCAGUUCAGUCUGCUGUGUAAUCUGAAGGCACACAUGCGGACUCACACAGGAGAGAAACCCUACAAGUGUAAAGAGUGUGACAGGCAGUUCAGUCAGCUGAGUCAUCUGAAGACGCACAUGCGGACUCACACAGGUGAAAAACCCUACGAGUGUGAGGAGUGCAGCAGCCAGUUUAGUAGGCUGGGUAGCCUGAAGAAACAUAUGCAGACUCACACAGGUGAGAAACCCUACAGGUGUGAGGAGUGCAGCAAGCAGUUCAGUGAGCUGAGUAAUCUGAAGAAACACAUGCGGACUCACACAGGUGAGAAACCCUACAGGUGUGAGGGAUGCAGCAGGCAGUUUAGUAGGCUGGGUAGCCUGAAGAAACAUAUGCAGACUCACACAGGUGAGAAACCCUACAGGUGUGAGGAGUGCAGCAAGCAGUUCAGUGAGCUGAGUAAUCUGAAGAAACAUAUGCGGACUCACACAGGGGAGAAGCCAUACAGGUGUGAGGAAUGCAGCAGACAGUUUGGUCGGCUGGGUAGUCUGAAGAAACACAUGCGGACUCACUUGUGAGAAAUCAUUGUAACUGAGGACUACAAAACCGCACAGUUGAGAGAACUGUGAGUGAGCCUGGUCCUUCGAAAUAUCCAGUUUGCAAAGUCUGACAGGGAAGAAACUCUA